This is a messenger RNA of Homarus americanus (American lobster), 1322 nucleotides long. Its product is annotated as protein obstructor-E-like. Gene Ontology annotation, molecular function: chitin binding. NCBI's taxonomy places the organism in Eukaryota, Metazoa, Arthropoda, Malacostraca, Decapoda, Nephropidae. The transcript is spliced from 4 exons. Bases 77 to 1051 code for a protein of 324 amino acids. The record is from RefSeq and is a predicted model, not a curated record. Gene Ontology annotation, cellular component: extracellular region.
GUGCUUAAAAAGAGAACGGCGGGAGGCCGGGACGACCAUUCUCCAUCCUGACUCCGUCGAAAACGUGUCAGACACCAUGAGGAUACUUGCAGUAGUGAUCCUUUGUGCUGUAGCAGGCGCUGGCUUGGCCCAGCAGCAGGCACAGCAACCGGACCCCUGCGAUAGGAAGACAAGGGUGGUCGGGGAUAUAACCUACUGCGACCGUUACUGGGAGUGUGUGGCAGGCACCCCUCAACUCUACGACUGCCCUAAUGGUCUCGUCUUCGUGGGCAGGAACCGUGGCAUCGCUGAGGGUUGCGACUACCCCUGGCGAGGAUCUUACUGUGAUAGCAAGCAGCUAGCCAACCCGCCCAUCAGCACUGAGCAUUGUGACUGGCUGUACGGCAUCUUCGGCCACGAGACCUCCUGCACCCGCUACUGGACAUGCUGGAACGGUACCGCCACUGAGCAGUUCUGUAUCGGCGGACUGCUGUACAACGAAGAGACCCAUGCCUGUGACUGGCCCCAGAACGUCGGCGGCUGCCAGAAACAUCCACUGUGCAAGGACGACCCCAACGCCAACGUGCCCCUGGGCAAGUCUUGUGAGAGGUACUGGGCCUGCCAGGGAGGUUACCCACGUCUCCAGCGCUGCCCUGCCACCCUUGUGUUCGACAAGCAAUCUCGUCGUUGUGUGUCGCCUCCCACUGUAGACUGCGACGUGCUCUCUACCACCCCACCACCUCUUAACGAGGGAAAUGAUCGUGUCCGCCAGGGCUCACGUCCUCCCCACCGUCGCCCACCAAGUCGUCGUCCCAGCCCCGUCCAGGACGCACAGCCCCUUGAAAGUGACGCUCCAUUUGUGUCCGACAAUGCCCUCCCUCAGCGUCCUUUGUUACCCAGUCCCUCACAACCCAGUUCCCCCUUCUCCGACGCCCGCCCCUCUUUCUCCAACGCCCGCCCCUCUUUCUCCGACGCCCGCCCCUCUUUCUCCGACGCCCGCCCACUACCUGCACUUCCUCAGGGGAGCAACUUCCGACCUGCUCCCAUCCCUGGUGCCAUUCCACUCAACUAGGCGACUUCUAAGGCAUGCCAUGACCUGAAGCAUGCCUACACUCUCUCCCUCGUCCGGGUACAAACUUCCCUCACCCAAAGAUUGACUGUCCCGAGAGGUGUGGCCGAGACCCCUGGCCUCCACGCGCCAGCGACAGCAACACGUGACGGCCAGACGCACCCGCCCCGGGGCACUGUACAUAGUCCUCAUACAAAGUAUUAUGCCCAGUGCAUUCCUCGACCUUAGGUUUAGUUGUUAUUACUCUGUUUGUAAAUAAAUUAUGUUAAAUUUA